Messenger RNA from Ceratotherium simum simum (southern white rhinoceros), 3149 nucleotides. NCBI's taxonomy places the organism in Eukaryota, Metazoa, Chordata, Mammalia, Perissodactyla, Rhinocerotidae. The record is from RefSeq and is a predicted model, not a curated record.
UGGGCGUCCCCUUAAGAGUGGCCGGCCGACCCGGCCUCCGCCUCUCAGUGCGCGGAGCGCGGCGGUCACCUGAGGCUCGCAGGGCAGCCAGAUAGCGGCGGGGCCGGCUCUCUCGCCCACCGAGGUGGGAGACGGGGCCCGGACGCCAGGUGCCCGGAGCCGACUGGGAGCCGACUGAGACCGGCGGCCGUCCCGCGCCUCUCCGCGGCGGAGGAUGCGGGAGCGCAUCUGGGCGCCGCUGCCGCUGCCGCUGCUACUGCCGCUGCUGCUGCUACCGCCGCCGCUGUGGGGCGGCCCUCCGGAGCUGGAGCCCGGGCCUCUGCAGCCCUUCGACCUGCUCUACGCCAGCGGCGUGGCCGCCUACUACAGCGGGGACUUCGAGCUAGCCGUGCGCGACUUGGAAGCGGCGCUGCGCAGCCACCGGCGCGUCGGUCCCGGGGCCGAGCUGCCCUUCUUCCGCGCGGUGCUGGAGCGGGCGCGCUGCUACCGCAGCUGCGAGACCCAGCGCCUCGGGGGACCCGCGUCCCGCCACCGCGCCAGCGAGGAUGUGCGCAGCGACUUCCAGCGCAGAGUGCCCUACAACUACCUGCAGCGGGCCUACAUCAAGCUUAACCAGAUGGAAAAGGCCAUGGAAGCAGCCCAUACAUUUUUCAUGGCCAACCCUGAGCACAUGGAAAUGCAGCAGAACAUUGAGAAUUACAGAACCAUGGCCAGCGUUGAAGCACUCCAAUUGGUUGAUCGAGAAGCCAGAUCACACCUGGAGAGUUACAGUGCAGGAGUUAAACAUUAUGAGGCUGAUGAUUUUGAGCUAGCUAUCAAGUACUUUGAACAAGCUUUAAGAGAAUAUUUCAGUGAAGAUAUGGAGUGCAGAGUCCUGUGUGAGGGGCCUCAGAGAUUUGAAGAGUAUGAGUAUUUAGGGUAUAAAGCUGGUCUCUAUGAAGCCAUUGCAGAUCACUACAUGCAGGUGCUGGUUUGUCAGCAUGAAUGCGUGAGGGAACUUGCCACCCGCCCUGGCCGCCUCUCACCGAUUGAGAACUUUCUUCCCCUGCAUUAUGACUACCUACAGUUUGCCUACUAUCGAGUUGGUGAAUAUGUGAAAGCGUUGGAGUGCGCCAAGGCCUAUCUUCUCCUCCAUCCGGAUGAUGAGGAUGUCCUAGUCAAUGUGGAUUACUAUGAGAGUCUGUUGGAUGACAGCCUUGACCCAGCAUCCAUUGAGGCCAGAGAGGAUUUGGCAAUGUUUGUGAAGCGUCAUAAACUGGAAUCGGAACUAAUAAAAUCAGCUGCAGAGGGUCUGGGAUUUUCAUACACUGAGCCGGUAAGAGGAAAGAGGAAAUUGGGCAGGGUCCCUUCAGGAGUGAACGUAGAGGGGGCAGAAGUUCAUGGAUUGUCAAUGGGGAAAAAAUCGUCACCCAAGAUAGACCGAGACCUAAGAGAGGGUGGCCCUCUCCUCUAUGAGAACAUCACGUUCGUCUAUAACUCAGAGCAGCUGAAUGGGACUCAACGGGUUCUCCUGGAUAACGUCCUGUCAGAAGAACAGUGCCGGGAGCUCCACAGCGUGGCCAGUGGCAUCAUGCUUGUUGGUGAUGGAUACAGAGGAAAAACUUCACCCCACACACCCAAUGAAAAGUUUGAAGGUGCAACUGUCCUGAAAGCACUCAAAUUUGGUUAUGAAGGCCGAGUCCCACUGAAGAGUGCCCGUCUGUUUUAUGACAUCAGCGAGAAGGCUCGAAAGAUUGUAGAAUCCUAUUUCAUGCUGAAUUCAACCCUGUAUUUUUCCUAUACACACAUGGUCUGCCGAACAGCCCUGAUUGGUCAACAGGACAGAAGAAAUGACCUCAGUCAUCCUAUCCAUGCUGACAACUGUCUGUUGGAUCCAGAGGCCAAUGAAUGCUGGAAGGAGCCUCCUGCUUACACAUUCCGGGACUAUAGGUACAGCCAGCACCUGCUUCAGAACCAAGAGUCCAUUUUUCACUUUCUUUCUCAGGCCUCUAUAAAACCAAAGUGUGGGCGUAUGAUCAGCUUCUCAUCUGGAGGAGAGAACCCGCAUGGGGUGAAGGCCGUCACCAAGGGCCAGAGGUGUGCUGUGGCUCUGUGGUUUACCUUGGACCCACUCUAUAGAGAAUUGGAGCGAAUACAGGCCGAUGAAGUGAUCGCAAUCCUGGAUCAAGAACAGCAAGGGAAGCAUGAACUGAAUAUCAACCCCAAAGAUGAGCUAUAAAGAUGAGAAAGAAUGUUCUAUGAGAUAUUUAUUUAAAUUGUUAAUCUUAUGAGAACCUUUUUAUUUUUGUACAGAGCCAUAGUAUAAAUUAACAGGUUAAUAGGGGUCACCAGAUCUCCCUUCUCUUCCUAAGGAGGUUUGUUUUCCUUCACUCGGUCUGUCUGUCUUGGUUUUCCAUGAGUUCAUCUCUCAAAGCCCAGUCACCCACUCCCCAUGACACACACACACACACACACACACACACACACACACAAUUCAUUCGCUCCAGAUCCAAAAACUCAAGCAGAAAGAAUAAGUCCGUUCUUGGCGAAACUAUGGUUCUCACGUGUGCUCCAGUUCUAAAGUUAGUGUGUGAUUUGGGCUCAGAAGGCCUUUCUGGCUCUGUGCCUUUCAGCACAUCCUCUCACAGUGCUGACAGCCAUGAGUUUGAAUCUGAGGAUCCCUUGGCAGGGUCCACAACUGCCUCACGUAUCAUUGGCCUGAGGGUCCCCAGGCUGAGAAGGAACUGCUCUGAUGAGUUGUGCAUGAGAUGGAGGGACCCAGCCUUUCCAGGGCCUUGGUGGAGUUUUUGGCUCUGGUAUUUUCACCAGAGAACAAACUUACACUGGAAGCUUUGAUUCACCCUCCACGGUGCUCCAGAAAGGACUGCCCUAUGAGUUGUGUCUUUAAAAAUGUUGUAUAGGUGUUGAAGGAGAAAGGCUCUUCACCCCAGUGACUUUGGAAUGAAGUCUUUAAUCCCACCUGAACCAGGGUACCAUUACCACAUUGCCUGAGAGUGGGGUCCACUGGUGAGAAGGGGCAUUUUUUCUCAAGAAAAAUGGAUUUCUGAUUGACUCCAGUGUUCAUCUGCAUAUAUUUUGGUGGCCUCUCCUCUUUGUUGCUGUCUAGCACACCGAUUCCUGCUUGUGUCUGAUUUUUUAAAUAAAGGGAG